Molecule: messenger RNA, 752 nt
Organism: Culicoides brevitarsis
Lineage: Eukaryota; Metazoa; Arthropoda; Insecta; Diptera; Ceratopogonidae
Gene: Psf3
Product: DNA replication complex GINS protein PSF3
Exons: 1
Coding region: 94-699 (201 amino acids)
Biological process (GO): mitotic DNA replication initiation
Cellular component (GO): GINS complex
Source: RefSeq, a predicted model, not a curated record
AACAACCAAUCACAAAACAGCAGAAAAAGCGGCAAUUUGUUUAUUUAUCUUCAAUUUUUGAUCAAAUUUAAUCAAAAUUCCUUCAAAAAAACGAUGAGUUACUUCCCGAAUUACUAUUCUCUGCACGACAUCGCUGUCACGCAAGAAAAAAUCCCGUGUCAAAGUCUCACCGUUCAAAAGAAAAUGGGAUUUCUCGAUUCUGGCUCGGAUUCGGAAGACCUCAAGCAACAAUCCAUCGAUAUGCCUCUGUGGUACUGUCUCGCCAUCGAAGGAUCCAAAAGUGCAACGUUCAAGAUGAAUAUUCCCGACAUCUACAAAGACACGUACACGGAAAUUUGCAAAGCUGAUGCCAAAGUUCUUGACUUGAAUCGUCUCAACAAGUAUUUUUACGAAUUCGGGCGUUACGUUUCAAAGUUUGAUCGACAUGGGAAUGUAGCGCAAAUGAUUUUCGAAGCCUGCAAAUCGAGAAUGCAACAUUUGAAGGAUUUGUGCUGCGGCGACAAACUAUCUGACGUGAAAUCAUCACAUGGUUUGGAGUUUUUGGAGCACGAAUUGUAUUUGGUUGGAAAUUCUACGACAGAAAAGUUCAAUAAAUGGUUACAGGAUGAAACGGCAAGUAGUAAUAUCGAAGCUUCGCAGAUGGUUGUGAAUCAUCGCAAGAGAAAAAGGGAGAAUCGGGAGGAAGAUGAUAUUUUGUAAGAGGUAAAAAGGUCUGAAAAUUCAUCGAAACACAAAAUAAAUUAUUUUUUUCA